AGUGAGGCCUCCUCUGUGAAAUGUAAACUGCAAGGUACCGCUCGUCCACCUGCAUUCUCAAUGGAUGGUGACUAUGUUAUUGGUGGUGUUUUUGCCAUUCACCAUUACAAGCAGACGCCGGUGCAUAAUUACACCGUCAUGCCUGAGCCACUAACGUGCACAGGGAGCAUUAACUCUCGUGAACUGCGCUUCUCACGCACAACGGUCUUUGCCAUCGAGGAGAUAAACAACAGCACAGAGCUGCUGCCUGGGAUCAGACUUGGUUAUCAGAUCCACGACUCGUGCGCCACAGUGCCCGUGGCAAUGCAUGUGACAUUUCAGCUUUCAAAUGGCCUGGACCCGGUGUUUAACACUGGUGACAAUUGCUCGCAAGCUGGUAAGGUAAUGGCUAUUGUGGGUGAGUCUGAGUCCACAAUAUCCAUCAGCAUGUCGCGCGCCAUCAGCCCCUUCAACAUUCCUCAGGUGAGCCACUUUGCCACUUGUGCAUGCCUGUCUGAUAAGCAGCAGUACCCAAGUUUCUUCAGAACAAUCCCCAGUGACCAGUUCCAGACCGAAGCGCUUGCCAAGCUGAUAAAACAUUUCGGCUGGACUUGGAUAGGUGCUGUCCGGUCAGAUUCAGACUAUGGCAAUAAUGGCAUGGCCUCUUUCCUGCAUGCAGCACAGAAGGAGGGGAUCUGUGUGGAAUACUCUGAAUCUUUACAUCGGACCCACCCACGAAGUAGAAUACAGAGAGUAGCUGACGUUAUCCGCAGGUCGACUGCUGUGGUUAUUGUGGCUUUUACUGCUUCUGCAGAAUUAACACUCCUGCUGGGAGAGCUGUCGCUCAAGCCUUCUCCACCUCGCCAGUGGAUAGGCAGUGAGUCCUGGAUAACUAACAGAGACAUGCUGAAGUUUAACUUCUGUGCUGGAGCCAUUGGAUUUGGCAUUCAGAAAUCUGUCAUUCCAGGUCUGAGAGAAUACUUGCUAGAUCUGUCUGCAACAAAACUGUCUGCCUCUCCAGUGCUCACGGAGUUCUGGGAGGAUGCGUUCAACUGCAGGCUGGGAAAAAAUGCAGCCGAAGACGAAACUGUGUGUGAUGGAACUGAAGACAUACAGACACUACAGAGCCCGUACACUGACACGUCUCAACUGCGGGCCACUAACAUGGUUUACAAGGCUGUUUAUGCAAUAGCACAUGCCAUUCAUAAUGCAGCAUGUGAGGACGCAAAUUCUACAGCUCACUGUGACAAAUUCACUAGGAUGGAGUCCAAACAGGUUCUUAACCAGCUCAAGAAAGUGAAUUUUUCCAAAAAUGGUUAUGAUGUGUCAUUUGAUGCCAAUGGGGAUCCUGUGGCCAGAUACGAGCUGAUUAACUGGCAACAAAGUGAGAGUGGCAGCAUUGAGAUGGUGACAGUAGGGCUUUAUGAUGCAUCACUGCCAGUGGGCCAGGAGUUUCGCAUCAACAGGAAUCUCACUUGGAUGGAUGGUGGCACACAUGUGCCUGUGUCAGUGUGCAGUGACAGCUGUCGUCCAGGAACUCGUAAAGUGCUUCAAAAAGGAAAACCCAUCUGCUGUUAUGACUGUAUACCUUGUCCUGAAGGAGAGAUUAGCAACACUACAGACUCCCCUGAUUGUUUCCCUUGCCCCAAGGAAUUAUGGCCAAACAAAGAGAAAUACAGUUGUUUCCCUAAGCCUGUGGAGUUUCUUUCUUUUGACGAGGUUCUAGGAAUCAUCCUGGCUGCAUUCUCACUUGGUGGUGCCUGUCUUGCCAUUUUAACAGCGGCUAUCUUCUUUUGUCACAGAACAUCCCCGAUUGUCAGGGCCAACAACUCUGAGCUGAGCUUCCUGCUGCUCUUUUCCCUGACUCUAUGUUUCUUAUGUUCAUUAACUUUCAUUGGAGCACCCUCUGAUUGGUCCUGCAGGCUGCGGCACACAGCUUUUGGGAUCACCUUUGUUCUCUGCAUCUCUUGUGUUCUUGGGAAAACUAUAGUCGUGUUAAUGGCUUUCAAAGCUACACUGCCAGGUAGUAAUGUGAUGAAAUGGUUCGGCCCUCUACAGCAAAGGAUGACUGUGGUAUCAUUCACAUUCAUUCAAGUUUUAAUAUGUAGUAUUUGGUUGUGUCUUAGUCCUCCUUUUCGAUUAGAAAAUCUAACAAUGUAUAAGGAGAGAAUCAUCCUGGAGUGUGCAUUAGGAUCAGCUAUUGGGUUUUGGGCUGUACUUGGGUACAUAGGCCUGCUAGCUCUCUUUUGCUUAGUGUUAGCUGUCCUAGCUCGGAAACUACCUGAUAAUUUUAAUGAAGCCAAGCUGAUCACCUUCAGCAUGCUGAUAUUUUGUGCAGUCUGGAUCACCUUUAUCCCAGCGUAUGUCAGCUCUCCUGGGAAGUUUACUGUGGCUGUGGAGAUAUUUGCAAUUCUGGCUUCCAGUUUUGGACUUAUACUGUGUAUCUUUGCUCCAAAGUGUUACAUCAUAUUGUUUAAGCCAGAGAAGAACACCAAGAAACAUUUAAUGAACAAACAUUAA
Messenger RNA from Acanthopagrus latus (yellowfin seabream), 2499 nucleotides. Its product is annotated as extracellular calcium-sensing receptor-like. The record is from RefSeq and is a predicted model, not a curated record. Gene Ontology annotation, molecular function: G protein-coupled receptor activity. The transcript has 8 exons. The coding region runs from base 61 to 2499 and encodes 812 amino acids. Gene Ontology annotation, biological process: G protein-coupled receptor signaling pathway. Lineage: Eukaryota; Metazoa; Chordata; Actinopteri; Spariformes; Sparidae. Gene Ontology annotation, cellular component: membrane.